Molecule: messenger RNA, 1540 nt
Organism: Brassica rapa (field mustard)
Lineage: Eukaryota; Viridiplantae; Streptophyta; Magnoliopsida; Brassicales; Brassicaceae
Product: ubiquitin carboxyl-terminal hydrolase 12
Molecular function (GO): protein binding
Source: RefSeq, a predicted model, not a curated record
AACUUAAGCACCUAAACAUCUAAAGUCUCGUCUGUAGAUUCUGCAAUUUUCAUUGUCUAAAGGUAAGAUCAUCUAACAUAAGUUCUUCUAGGAUCAAUAAAGACAAAAGGUAGAUGCUAAUAGUCUUUUAGUUAAAAGGAUUUGGAUUUUGAGAUUUGAGUUGGAUUCUUUCGGAAUGCUUACAGGUCUUCGUUACGUAGAAUUGAUUAUCAAAAGUCUGCUCUUUUACUAUUAUGUAUUUCUUCUCCCUUUGACUUGGUUAAGAUUUUUCAUGUAGCUUUAAAUUUGAUUAUCAAAAGUCUGCUAUUGGUACGACUUGUUUUCUAAUAGUCAUGAUGAGACAGCUACUACUUCCCUCCCAUAGUCCCACUGGGUUAACUGUUUCCAAGAAACGUCUUUGCUUAAAAAAACAUAUUUUCACUUGUCAGUAUAAAUGAACAUUGAACAUUCUGAUCUUUGUUAUUUUAUGGAUUUGCACGCCGUGUGAAUAGAAUGAGUACAGGCUCAGGAGUAGUAUCUACAAUUGUGAAGAAGUGGAGAGAGCAUCCACCUUCUUCUUAUUGCCUCAAGGUUGACAACUUCAAACAACUUGAGAAGUUCACAACAUCCUCUGAUGAUAAAUACCAAUCUCGUCUUUUCUCUGCUGGUGGAUAUAACUGGAAACUGAUCGUAUAUCCAAAAGGGAACAAAAAGGACAAUGGAAAAGGAUUCAUUUCGAUGUAUGUGGAAAUAGACAGCAAAAGCUUAAAAUCAGAACAACAAUGUGAGGUGUUUGCUGAACUCAUUUUCUUUGUCUACAACAAGAAAGAAAACAAAUACUUUACUGUUCAAGAUGUAGAAGUAAAGAGGUUCAAUGCACUUAAGACAGUGUGGGGGUUACGGCAAGUUCUUCCAUUUGAUUCAUUCAACAAUCCUGUAAACGGUUAUGUCUUUGAGGAAGAUCAAUGUGAGUUUGGUGUUGAUGUCGUUGUUCCAUCACCCCUUACCAACUGGGAGAUUCUCUCUUUUAAUGAGAAACUCCAAAAACCCAAGUUCUCUUGGACUGUUAAGAAGUUUUCUCAGUUGAAAGAGCAUGAAUACACGUCAAAAAAAUUCUCAGUGGGAGAAAGAAACUGGGUUUUAAAGCUGUACCCAAAGGGAAACUCUAGAGAAGAUGACAAAUGGUUAUCAGUUUUCCUGCAUUCAGCUGAUAGUGAUGCACCAAAAGCAGAUGAGAAGAUUUUCGUGCAAGCAAAGUUACGAGUUCUAGACCCACAUGGAUCCAAUCACAAGGCAUACCAAAUGGACACCUGGCAUAUUGAAAAAAACAUGGGUUGGGGUUGGGAUGAGUUUUUGUCUUUAGAUGAACUUCGGAAGGCUUACUUAGACAAAGAAGAUGCUUUGAACGUUGAGGCCGAAUUUGAAGUUGUUUCUGCGACCAAAUAUUCUCCCAUUAUCUAAGCACUAGCUAUUAUGCAGCUAUUAGAGCUUUUGUUUUAGGUGACGUUUUAGAGCUUUUGUUUUCCAAACUUUUAUGCAGAAUAUAGUGACUUUUGGCUUU